AUGGAAGGAAGAAGUCCAACGCCAAUUCCUCCGUAUCGAGACAGCAUCUGCCCAUUGCUGGGAGCACGACCUGACAAUACCUCCACGAAGAGCGGGGUCGGCUGGGACGGCAACCCCUUGGAGUAUAGUUUCGAGUUGAGGGGUUCAACCAAGAAUAAGUCCGUUCGUUUUGUCGUCGACCUCAGUGAGCUCCGCCCUGCGGACAAGAACAACACUCUGAGCAUGGCAACUACGCAGAAGGUGGUGGAUGCUUUGGCCGAGAAGACCCCUGGCUUUGACGACACCUGGUACCGAGUGCUGAAGGAGUGGUUUGUCUACUCGCAUCUCUCCCCAAACGAGCAAGAGGCCCUGAUUGCCAAGGCAGGACAGCAGACUUCGGUGAUUUUGGCCUACCUCUUAUGCCGCGCGAUGCCGCCGCGGCGGGAUGGAUUUACGCCAGUGCGGUUGGCCGGAUUCUCGCGAAAGGCGGGUCCUCCCCUGCGGGAUGGAUUUCCUAGCACAAGGGCUAUCUAUGCCUUUAAUCAAGGGCAAAAGUUUUAUAUACCCGGUUAG
Pseudogymnoascus destructans is the source of this 552-nucleotide messenger RNA. RefSeq lists its product as uncharacterized. The transcript is spliced from 2 exons. NCBI's taxonomy places the organism in Eukaryota, Fungi, Ascomycota, Leotiomycetes, Thelebolales, Thelebolaceae. Gene Ontology annotation, biological process: alkaloid metabolic process. The record is from RefSeq and is a predicted model, not a curated record. Bases 1 to 552 code for a protein of 183 amino acids. Gene Ontology annotation, molecular function: transferase activity, transferring alkyl or aryl (other than methyl) groups.